AUGCACUACCCCGUCCUCAUCACAGCACCACUCGCGAGUCCCCACUCCCAUCCCCCAAGCGACGCUGCCGCCGGGCCACGGUCUGGAAGCCUGGGCGCAAAUUCCGACCAUUCCCGUCCGGAGCCGCAUCUCUGGCGCCUAGCAUUCUACUUACUUACUUCGUCUUCGAUGCCCCCGAGCUCCCUAGGGGAUCGCGGGCAAAGAGCGCGAACAUCCCACCCUGUUCAUCAAGGAACGAAGCGCACGACCCCAAAGCGCGCGCGAUCGCCGACGACGCCAUCGACGAGCCGAGUACGUGGGCGAAUACCCGCAGCCCGGUGGGUUACGGAGCAUGUGCGACAUCUACCGCGCGACCGAGGAGGACGUAAAAACGAACACGGCGUCCGCGGAAGAGAAGCUGACAUGCCGGUCCCGUUCCGGCGGUGGGGAGUCGGGAUGGAGAGUGGCGCAAACGGUGACAGUAUCGAGAGCCUGGACUUCGGACACCAGCUGGCCGAGGGGUGUCCCAGCCAGCUCGGGAGUGUGUAUCUCGAAUUUUCCGACCCCGUUGUGCUCGAUUUGAGGUCGCGAUAUAGACCAUCGCAUGGACGAAGGACUUCACAAAGUAUGGCUGUCUAUAACGCGGCGUACUUGGAAUUUGGAAGGCAUCAGAAACCGCAUUCCACGCCAUGCGCAUUCGGAUCACGCAAAGCAGGGAAUCCGACUUGUCACUGGUCGCGGACGCUGGUUUCGAACGGGAGAGAAUGGCAACAGGCUAGACGAUGGAUCGGAUCCGACGGAGAUGAGACGCGAACAGGGGAUUUCCAACCUUUCGGAGAGUAG
Letharia columbiana is the source of this 822-nucleotide messenger RNA. RefSeq lists its product as uncharacterized. Bases 1 to 822 code for a protein of 273 amino acids. The transcript has a single exon. The record is from RefSeq and is a predicted model, not a curated record. NCBI's taxonomy places the organism in Eukaryota, Fungi, Ascomycota, Lecanoromycetes, Lecanorales, Parmeliaceae.